Molecule: messenger RNA, 1143 nt
Organism: Ananas comosus (pineapple)
Lineage: Eukaryota; Viridiplantae; Streptophyta; Magnoliopsida; Poales; Bromeliaceae
Product: LOB domain-containing protein 18-like
Exons: 2
Coding region: 150-890 (246 amino acids)
Biological process (GO): positive regulation of DNA-templated transcription; hormone-mediated signaling pathway
Cellular component (GO): nucleus
Source: RefSeq, a predicted model, not a curated record
UCUUCUCUCUCUCUCUCUCUCUCUCUCUCUCUCUCUCUCUUCGCCGACAUAAACGCCAAUACCCACAUACUCUAAUCCUACAUAUACAUAUAUAGACAUUUAUAAUAUUUACAAGGGGAGGAGAAAGAAAAUAUCGAUCCGUGAUUGCCAUGAGUGGAAGCAGCACGUGCAGUAUUGGCGGUGGCAGCGGUGGAGGUGGUGGCGGCAGUGGAGGUGGCAGUGGGCCGUGUGGGGCCUGCAAGUUCUUGCGGCGCAAGUGCGUGACGGGUUGCAUAUUCGCGCCCUACUUCGACUCGGAGCAAGGGGCGGCACACUUCGCGGCGGUGCACAAGGUGUUCGGCGCCAGCAACGUGUCGAAGCUGCUCCUCCACAUCCCGGCCCACAAGCGCCUCGACGCCGUCGUCACCAUCUGCUACGAGGCCCACGCCCGCCUCCGCGACCCCGUCUACGGCUGCGUCUCCCACAUCUUCGCCCUCCAACAGCAGGUGGUGAGUCUUCAAGCUGAACUAUCCUACCUGCAAGCCCACCUGGCCACACUGGAGCUGCCGUCGCCGCCCCCGCUGCCGCCGCCGCUGCCUCAGUUUUCCGUGCCGCUGCCCCCCUUCUCGAUAUCUGACCUUCCAUCGUCGUCGUCGAACCUCCCCACCUCUGUCGAUCUCUCUGCGCUCUUUGACCCAUUGAUGACGCCUUCGCAGCAGCAGCCGCUCGGAGGCGGCCCGUGGGCUGCUCUUCAGCCGCAGCCGCAGCAGCGGCCUGUGGGCCCGGGCGGUUCGGGCGGUGGGGGCGGCGAUCUCCAGGCGCUGGCGAGGGAGCUUCUCAAUCGGCAACGGUCGGCGGCCGCAGCUGCCACCGCUGCCGAGCCCCCUCCUCCUCUUUCCAAAUGCAAGUAAUGAAGAUAUCGAUCAAAUCAAUAACCAAAUUUAACGAUCAAAAACUAAGUCCUUUAAUUAUAAUCUGCUUUUGUCAACCUAGUGGGGGUUGAAGGAUGCACCCCACACUUUGCUUUACAUAAUGUGGUAAUUAGAGGUCAUGACUUGGAAGAGAAAUCAAAAUAGUAGCUAGCUAGUGUACUGUUUCAUUGCCAAAGUUUUCUCUUUUUGUUUUCUCUUUUCAAGAAGAAGAGUUUAUACCUGUUAAAAUGUU